Molecule: messenger RNA, 1750 nt
Organism: Aspergillus steynii IBT 23096
Lineage: Eukaryota; Fungi; Ascomycota; Eurotiomycetes; Eurotiales; Aspergillaceae
Product: putative amino acid transporter
Exons: 4
Coding region: 55-1668 (537 amino acids)
Biological process (GO): amino acid transmembrane transport
Cellular component (GO): membrane
Molecular function (GO): amino acid transmembrane transporter activity
Source: RefSeq, a predicted model, not a curated record
CCCUCCCCGUCCUUCCUACUCCAUCCAUACCUGCCUACUGGACAGACAGUCACCAUGGCUGCUUUCGACUCCUCGAGUCACAAAACGACUGACAAAACCAUCGAGCCGAGUACUUCUGGCUGGGUGGCUGAUGUCGAUCAUGGCGCUGAAACGGAGCUGCAUCGGACGCUGUCCACGCGGCAUAUCACCAUGAUCGCGCUGGGUUCAUCGAUUGGUAUGGGUCUCUGGUUGGGCAGUGGUACGUCGCUGGCCAACGGAGGUCCCGCUGCCAUCUUCAUCGGUUAUAUUCUGUCUGGUACUAUGAUCUGGUCGGUCAGUCACUCCAUUGGAGAAAUGGCUGUCAUGUAUCCUCUUCCGUCGGCGUUCGUGCAGUGGACGUCGAUGUUUGUCGACCCGUCGGCUGCGUUCGCGCUGGGAUGGUCGUACUGGUUUAAUUAUUUUAUUGUCAUUGCCAAUGAGCUGCAGGCUGUCAACACUGUCUUGACCUUCUGGACCGAUAAAGUGCAUGUCGCUGCGUGGAUCAGUAUCUUCUGGGUGGUAAUCAUCGUGAUCAACGUGGUCGGAGUCAAGUUCUUCGGUGAGAUCGAGGUUGUCUCGUCGACCAUCAAGUUCUCAUGGAUCAUCGUGGUCAUCAUCUCCCUCAUCGUUGUAUCCGCAGGAGGCGCUCCCGCCGAAGGACCCAUCGGCUUCCGAUACUGGAACUCCGAGCCCUUCACCAACGGCUUCAAGGGUUUCCUCUCCGUCAUGCCCACUUGUAUCUUCGCGAUGUCCGGGUCCGAGAACUGCGCCCUCGUUGCCGCCGAAACUACCAACCCGCGCAAGUCCGUCCCUCGCGCCGUCGGCUCCAUGUGGCUGCGUCUCUCGCUGUUCUACGUCCUCGGUUCGCUCAUGAUCACUAUCACUGUCGACCCCAACAACCAGGACCUCUUCGGUGCUUCGGGUGUCAACGCUUCCCCGUUCGUCAUUGCCUACCGCAACGCAGGUCUAGCCCCUCUCGCUCACAUCAUGAACGCCGUCAUCUUCAUCUCCGUCGUCUCGACGGGCAGUAUCUCCGGGUAUGGUGGCGCCCGUACGCUCAUGGGCAUGGCCCAUCUGAACAUCGCUCCUAAGAUCCUGGGCAAAGCCGACAAAGGCGGCCGACCGCUCGCCGGCCUCGGCAUUACACUCCUCAUCGGCGGCGGCCUCGCCUACCUAAACGUCAACAACAGCGGCGCCGAAGUCUUCACCUGGUUCUCGAACCUGACAUCCCUCUUCACGCUCUUCGGCUGGGGCAUGAUCUGCCUCUCACAUAUCCGGAUGCGGUACGCGUGGAAAAUCCAAGGCCGGGACGUCAACGAGCUACCUUGGAAAUCGUGGACGUAUCCGUACGGCGCGUACUGGGGUCUGCUAUGGUGUAUUUUGCUGAUCAUUGCGGAGUUCUAUUUGAGCUUGUGGCCGCUGGGUGGGAGUCCGAAUGCGAAGGACUUCUUUGCUAAUUUUGUGAGUGUGGUGGCGAUUGUGGUGAUUUAUUUGGGGGCGAGGAUUUAUUAUCGGGGGGCUUGGUGGAUUGAUGCGAGUACGAUUGAUCUGGAUGGGUUGAGGAGGUUCUAUUCGGAUAGUGAUUUGGAGGCGAAGGGGGCGAAGAGAGGUGGCGUCUGGGGUAAGGUGGUUGGUGCUAUUACGGACUAGGUGUCGGCUAUGGGUUAUGUUUAUCAUUGUUGUGAAUAGUCUAUAAGGAGGAGGCUUCCUCGAUAUGGUGGUUCAAGCUGCG